AUGUUCUCGACAAGGAUAUAUAUUGUGGCGGUUUUAGUAGCGGCGGCGGCGGCCGAUCAAAUGCAGUGGACUCCGUACGGGAACCUUCAAGCCUACGAGCUACAACAAGAUCAGCAGGUACAGCCGAGCGAACAUUCCGGCUUCGACUACGGUGGACACGGAGCCAGCUCCCUGGGAGACCACGGCGACCUCAGCCAGGACUUCGGCGGGCACGACCUCCAAUCGCACUCCUACCCAGUGCACCAGCACGUCGAGGAAGAGAACCCCGAGCCGAUCAAACAUUACAAGGAGGUGGUUGUGCCAAUACCGAAGAAUGUUGAGUUCAAGAUCAACCAGCCCGUGCUGAUCCCCGUACCGCAUCCCGUGCCCAUUCAAGUGCCCGUACCUAAAGCCGUCGUCAUCCCUAUUAUAAAGGAGGUGUCGAUACCGGUCGAGAAAUCGGUACCGUACCCUGUAGAGAAGACGGUGCACGUACCGAAGAUAAAGGAGGUCCCAUUUGAGGUCGUGAAGCAUAUUUUGGUGCCAGUCGAGAAGCCAUUCCCGUUCAAAGUGCCCGUCUACGAGACCGUCAUCCACACGAAGAAGGGAUCCCAUAAGAUA
This is a messenger RNA of Iphiclides podalirius (scarce swallowtail), 600 nucleotides long. NCBI's taxonomy places the organism in Eukaryota, Metazoa, Arthropoda, Insecta, Lepidoptera, Papilionidae. The record is from the annotation of a GenBank genome assembly.